Messenger RNA from Acanthopagrus latus (yellowfin seabream), 2777 nucleotides. Its product is annotated as zinc-binding protein A33-like. The coding region runs from base 708 to 2096 and encodes 462 amino acids. The record is from RefSeq and is a predicted model, not a curated record. NCBI's taxonomy places the organism in Eukaryota, Metazoa, Chordata, Actinopteri, Spariformes, Sparidae. The transcript has 3 exons. Gene Ontology annotation, molecular function: protein binding; zinc ion binding.
CUAGCUUCAGAGUGUGGCGCUGUUCCCGGGAGCUUUUUGUCCUCUACAAGACGCCGUAGUUUAGAGGUGUUUCCGCGUCGGACGCUAUGUUGUAGUUCCGGGUUAGCUCUUGGCUAACAAGGUUAGAGACAAAAUAAGACUUUUACUCUGCUAGACUUCACACAAUUGAUCUGGGCGAAUUGCUUAAAUUCUGAGAGUGAGUCCAGUCAUGUAACGGACGUAGUGACGUUCAAAAACACGUAUCCACGGUUUUACAGACGUUUCUUACACAAUGUUAGCUUAUGGAAAAAGUCUUUUUGGGCCGCAGUGCAUCAUGGGACGGUGUAAUUACACCGUGUGGCCGCUAUGAAAACUAGCUUCAGAGUGUGGCGCUGUUCCCGGGAGCUGUUUGUCCUCUGCAGGACGCCGUAGUUUAGAGGUGUUUCCGCGCCGGACGCCAUGUUGUUCAAACGUUCCGGUGCCCUGCAGAGUAAACAGCGUCAACAGCGACCUGCUUCAAGAAUCCGCGCUAAAACCACAUUCAGUGUCCCACAAGGUGAUGAAGCUGCAGCAGCAACGAUGAGGACUGUUAAAGUGCAGCCGAGGUCUCGAUUCUGAUCCUGGUGUUUGGUUCCUCCCACAGUCCAGGGAGGUGUAGAGACGGUACAGCAGGCGACGUUGGCUCAGAGGCAGCAGGUCACAGGACUCAACAUUCACUCAGAGACAAAAUGGCUUCCAGUUCAGAGGAAUAUCUCUGCUGUCCAGUUUGUCAGGAUGUCUUCAAAAAUCCUGUUGUUCUGUCCUGUAGCCACAGCUUCUGUAAAGACUGUCUGCGGAGCUGGUGGAGACAGAAACAAAUGCAGGAUUGUCCGGUUUGUAGGACAGUGUCUUUAACCAGACAACCACCUGUUAGUCUGGUCUUAAAGAACCUGUGUGAAGCCUUCUUGUUAGAGAAAGACCAGAGAGUUUCAGAUGGUCUCUGCAGUCUGCACUCUGAGAAACUAAAACUCUUCUGUCUGGACCAUCAGCAGCCGGUGUGUCUCGUCUGCAGAGACUCAGAACAACACACCAACCACAGAUUCAGACCCAUCAAUGAAGCUGCACGACAACACAAGAGGAAGGUUGUAGAAACUCUGCCGACCUUAAAGGAGAAGUUACAGGUCUUUAAAAAGGUCAAAGUGACGCUCGAUCAAACAGCAGAACACACAAAGGUCCAGGCCCGACACACAGAGAGGCAGAUUAAGGAUCAGUUUAAGAAGCUGCACCAGUUUCUAGCAGAGGAAGAGGAGGCCAGGAUGGCUGCACUGAGGGGGGAAGAGGAGCAGAAGACUCGGAUGAUGAAGGAGAAGAUUGAAGCUCUGAGCAGAGAGAUAGCAGCUCUUUCACACACAGUCAGAGCCACAGAGGAGCAGCUGAGAGCUGAAGACGUCUCAUUCCUGCACAACUACAAGGCUGCAGUGGAAAGAGUCCAGCAGCGCCCCCUGCUGGAGGAUCCACAGCUGCCCUCAGGAGCUCUGAUAGACCAGGCCAAACACCUGGGCAACCUGAGCUUCAACAUCUGGAACAAGAUGAAGGACGUGGUCUCCUACACUCCUGUGGUUCUGGACCCAAACACUGCUCAUCCAAUCCUGAUGCUGUCUGAAGAUCUGAGCAGUGUGAGAGGAGGAGGGAAUCAGCAGCUUCCUGAUAAUCCAGAGAGGUUUGAUAACCUCUGCUCUGUCCUGGGCUCUGAGGGCUUUAACUCAGGGACUCACAGCUGGGAGGUCGAGGUUAGAGAUAGUACAUACUGGGCACUUGGUGCAUUAGCAGAGACUUACCGGAGGAAGGAUUACGUAUGGUCUGGAUUCUGGCAUAUUCAGUUAUACAACAGUAAAUACACAGCACACUCACCAUUAUCUUCAGACACUGUUCUCAUCGAGCAGAAGAAGCUCCAGAGGAUCAGAGUGAUUCUGGACUGUGACAGAGGGAAGCUGUCGUUCUCUGAUCCUGACACUAACACACACAUACACACCUUCACACACACUUUCACUGAGAAGAUGUUUCCAUACAUUCACAGUCUGGAUAUACUGAAGAUAUUACCACUGAGGGUGUGUGUGACACUGGAACAGAGCAGGUAGAGAAAAAGAUGAUGCUUAUAUUAUAUCAGACCUGUUUUGCUUCACCUGCUGCUUCAUCACUCCAAAUUAUUACAUUUUUUGUAUAUUUGGCAUUUUAUCAUGUCAGUAAUGUGUCAUUUAAAACAGUUUUUUUGUUUUGACUCGUGAGCAUUGUCCUGAUUAUAGACGAUCACUCUCUGGAAGCUGAUGGAUCCAAAUGAAGGAAAAAAAAUCACUUCAUGAAUAGUUCAACAUUUUCUGAGUUUCCCUCACAACGUUUCACAUCUCAGACACAAUUUAAGCAUCAGAUCAUGAACAAAUUCUUAUUAUCAAACACAAACCUUUUUAUAAAAUACUGAGAUGAGCUUUGACAAUAUCACAGUUUAGCAUCCAUUCAUUUCAAAUAUUGUCAGUUUUUUCAUCUCUUUAGACAAAAGCCUUUUCUGUUUGGCUUCUGUGUGAUAUUACAAAUUUGUUCAAUUUUGACAGUUUUACAGUUUAGUUUCUGGCUUUUAUAUCAAUUUAUUUCACCUUGUAGCGUCUUCAGGUGAUGGUGUCAAGCUUCCAGGUUUGUCAUCAGUGCAGUCUGAUGCAAUUUAUCUCACACUCAUACAUUUUUUUCAGUGUAUAUAGCUUCAAGCAAUCUUUCUGCUUGUGUUUUAUUGUUCGUGUAGUGCCAAUAAAUGAGAGUGAUGAAUGUAA